Molecule: messenger RNA, 2254 nt
Organism: Aphis gossypii (cotton aphid)
Lineage: Eukaryota; Metazoa; Arthropoda; Insecta; Hemiptera; Aphididae
Exons: 2
Coding region: 541-1977 (478 amino acids)
Source: RefSeq, a predicted model, not a curated record
UAUUAUAUAAUAUUAUUAAUACACAGGUUAUAUGUUAUUAUUUAUUAUUUAUUAUUCUAUAGUACCUAAUAAAUAUAUUUUAGAUUCUAAACAGUAAUGAAUGUAUUGAUUUUAUUUAUUUUACAACCUUUAUUUUUAUUUUUUUGGGUUUGUCAUCACCUUUAGGGAAAAUAAGUGUUUCGAUUUCCUUAAUUAAAUAUAUUAAGGAAAUUAUGAAGUUCAUACAAUCAUACUGCAAUGUACAUUUAAAAAAGAAUCACCCUGUACAAAUACAUACAUUAUAGUUAUACAUAUCUAGGGUGAAAGACAUAAAUCAAUUGAUUUCAAGAUAAUAUCCACAAAAUAUCAAGUUAUUUUUAUUCAAUGUUUAGCAUUUUCUUUCAUCUUGUUUUGAAGGAAAUUCCCUUUCUUUUGUUAAGAUAUAACUGUUUUAUAACAAUACUUUCAGUCUCACACAUCUAUACUCUCAGUCUCACACAUCUAUACUCUCAGUCUUUUUCUCUAGUUUCUCUAUUUUUGAUUUUACAUUUUUAACAUACGAUGGAAAUCAUUAACUCUAAUAAAAAUAAGCCCAAAUUAUGUUUCGAGGGCUACAUGUACGUUCUCAAACAUACCGGAAAAAGUAGUAUUACAUGGCGCUGUAGUAAAGCAACUAUGCUCAAAUGUCCGGGGACCAUGUAUACAGAUCUUCAAAUGUCAAAAAUUGUCAAAAGUGGAACAACUCAUAUCAUAACACAUAGGCCAAACAAGAAAGAGGUUGAGGUAAGUAAGUGUUAUAAUGAAAUGAAAAAUCAAGCAAAGACUACCAAAAACAACCCAUCACAUAUUUUUGGAGAAUGCGUUGCAAAAUUAGACGACAAAAGUCAAAUGCCACCUGAAAACAUAGUCAAGCGCACACUACGAAACCAAAGAACAAAAAAUAAUCCUUUAGACUCUGAUGAAAUCGUGGAUGAAUGGUGUACAACGGGUGAGCCCCAUAAUAAAAGAUUUUUAUUGUUUGACGAUGGUGUGAAUGAGGAAGACCGUAUGGUAAUUUUUGCUACAGAUGAAGGUCUUCAACAUUUAUCAAAUAGUUCAAGUUGGUACAUGGACGGAAACUUUGGUUUGGCCCCAAAAGAUUUUCUUCAACUGUAUGUGGUAAGAGUUAAAAUACAAAAAACAUUUAUAACAUCUAUUUACUGUUUGUUGAAAAAUAAAAAUCAAAAAACUUAUGAAAAAAUGCUGACCAAAAUUCUAGAAAAAUGUUCUGAACGGCAAUUAUAUCCAGAUCCAACUAGCUUUCAUGUAGAUUUUGAAAAAUCUGUAAUCAACGCAGUGAAAUCUGUGUUGGGAGAGCAUGUGUGUAUUAAUGGCUGUUUUUACCAUCUUACACAAAGUACACACAGAAUGAUUCAAAAACUUGGCCUAGAACAAAUAUACAGAGAAGAUGAAAGUUUUAGUGAGUUUUGUAGAAAACUGGAUGGGUUGGCAUUUUUGCCUUUAGAAAUGGUUAAAGAUGGGAUGGCUCACUUAAAGAACAUAAUGCCAGAUCAUGCCAAUGAUCUAGUUGAUUAUUUUGACAAAACUUACGUAAAUGGGACUUAUAGACAGAUAGGUAUUCCAGGAGAGACUAAUAUACGUUUUAGAAAUUGUCCACCACUAUUUCCACUUGAACAGUGGAAUACUCAUGAUUUGACUUUGGAAGAUAGCGAUCGUACAAAUAACCAAACUGAAGGUUGGAAUAACCGUUUUUCUAGACUGGUCGGCCACAAGCAUCCAAGUAUUUGGGUUUUAAUAACCAAAAUGAGGUUAGAAGUUGCUACAGAUGAGACGAAGUUGGCACAACAAAGUCUAGGUUUAUUAAGCAACAAAAGAAAAUUACCGCAUUAUGAAAAAAAUCAAAAAUUAUUAAAAAAUCUCUGCUUGGAAAUCAAAGAAGGAAACAAAAGCUUACCAGAAUUUUUAACUGCAAUAGUACACACAAUACGUUUUUAUUGACCAAUAUAUAUUAUACUUUUAUACGUACCUAUAUACUUUUAUUAUCUACCUACUCGAAAAUUGACAUUACAAUAUUAUAAAAUUAGUGAAAAAUGUUUUUACUUAAUAAUGACCUAACCUUAUAUUUUAUAAUUUAUUAAUAUUAACAAUUUUAUUUUUAAUUAUUUUUUAUAUAUGAAUACGGACAAUACAGUAUGACCAACUGUGUUAAAAAUUUUGAAUAAUACUUUAAUUUUAAUUUUUUUAUAUGUUUAAUUAUAAUCAUUUUUUAAAUAUU